AUGUCGGAUAAAGCAUUUGAUGCAUCGCUAGAUUUGUUGAGGCGUUUGAAUCCCAAGAAGAUAUCCAAGAACCUUUUAAAUCUUUGUCGACUUGAGCCAGAAUUAGCGGAAGAUCUUUUAUCGUCAGUUGAUACUCCAUUGAAAAUCCAGAAAUGUGGAAAGACGGGCAAAAGCUACUUGUGCUGUGACUACAACAGAGAUGGCGACUCUUAUAGAUCACCUUGGAGUAACCAAUAUUAUCCUACAAUUGGUGAUGAGGAUCAAGCGCCUCACCCAACUGCGUACUUGAGAACAAUGGAAGAGUUUGCCAAUGAUUCUUUUGAUAUUUACAGGGAUCUUUAUUAUGAGGGCGGGGAAUCCAGUGUGUACUUUUGGGAUACGGAAGAUGAAGAUGUUAAUCAAACUGGUGAAAUCGGAUUUGCUGGUGUAGUGUUACUUAAAAAGCAAAUUGAUCCAACAAAUCAAGGUAACGGUGGAUGCUGGGAUUCUAUACACGUCUUUGAAGUUAUUCCAGAGAAUUCUGGUAUAGCGACAUACAAGUUAACUUCUACAGUCAUUUUAGAUCUUUCUACAUCGCAGGAUAUGGACAUGUUUUUGAGUGGAAACUUGACGAGGCAGAAUGAGAAGAAGCUGAAGUACACUAGUGCCUCCUCUCAUGUUGCGAACAUUGGAUCCGUAAUAGAAGAUACGGAGAGCAAAUUAAGAAAUAUGCUUCAAGAAGUGUAUUUCGAUAAAACGAAGAGUAUAAUCGGAGAUUUGAGAUCAAUUCAGACACUUAAUGUUAAGGAAGAUGAAAGAUUAAGGCAAGAGACACUUAUCAAGAAACUACGGCAGUUGUAA
Brettanomyces bruxellensis is the source of this 840-nucleotide messenger RNA. RefSeq lists its product as uncharacterized. Gene Ontology annotation, biological process: barbed-end actin filament capping; cell morphogenesis; actin cytoskeleton organization. NCBI's taxonomy places the organism in Eukaryota, Fungi, Ascomycota, Pichiomycetes, Pichiales, Pichiaceae. The transcript has 2 exons. Gene Ontology annotation, molecular function: actin filament binding. The record is from RefSeq and is a predicted model, not a curated record. Gene Ontology annotation, cellular component: actin cortical patch; F-actin capping protein complex; cytoplasm. Bases 1 to 840 code for a protein of 279 amino acids.